CACUUCGAUAUGGUCGAAUGAGAGUUCUGUGAUAUGUUAUAUUUGUAAAGAGGUUUCCCAGAAAGAUAUUUCGUACGACGUACGUCCUUGUCGUCUGGUUGGUGGAAAGAUGGCGAAGGCUGUUUCUAAUUUGGUGCAGAGGGCUCCAAUAUGGGCUAGAGAAUAUGCACAGCCCCGGUUCCAGACGUUCCUGAAAUAUGCCCGUGUUGAGUUGACACCACCAACUCCUGGCGAAUUCCCACAAGUUGCUAGUGGCAUACAGAAACUGCUCAGCGGUGCACGAACUGGACGAUGGAAGCAGCUGACUGUGAAGGAAGCGUGGCUUAAUACUCUUGUCACUGUGGAAGUUUUAUGUUGGUUCUUCGUUGGAGAAUGUAUAGGAAAACGGCACAUUGUUGGUUAUAAAGUGUAAUUCCAAGCACUAUACCUGAAGUACAUGUAGUUGUAAAUUAUAAAAUGUGUAUUAAAACUCUGUAAAAUAAUUGCUUGUCAUAGUAUGAACUAUACUUGAGAGGAUUGUGGAGAAUUGAAAGUUUGUGGUUACAGAGUAAUUGGUUGCAUAGGUACAGAAUGCACUAUGACACUUACUUUAAGAAUUGUGAAAUAUUUUGAUUUGGAGUGAGCAGUUAUGGAAUACUGAUGGAUAACAUUUUGUGAAAUAAAUGUUUCAGUACAAAAAGUG
Molecule: messenger RNA, 682 nt
Organism: Schistocerca americana (American grasshopper)
Lineage: Eukaryota; Metazoa; Arthropoda; Insecta; Orthoptera; Acrididae
Product: ATP synthase subunit g, mitochondrial-like
Exons: 3
Coding region: 110-412 (100 amino acids)
Biological process (GO): proton motive force-driven ATP synthesis
Molecular function (GO): proton transmembrane transporter activity
Source: RefSeq, a predicted model, not a curated record